AUGAGACACGAUCGCAGUGGCGGCGGCGUCCCGGCUGGAGGGAGCGUGCUGGACGGUGAGGAUGUUGUCGGUGCGGGAGGGGGUCUGCACUCCGCCCACGCUGAUUUCGCCACCACGCUAGUAACCGAGGCAGACGGUGACCUUCUCGUGUCGCCGUUGAUGCACUUCUUGGAGGAUGAAGAGAUGUUGCGCUAUGUUGCUGGGCUGCUGGACCGCCGUCGUCUUGACGAGGUCGCAUCUGCUGUGGAGGCUUUCGAGCACACUUUGGCAGGGGACCUGUCGGGGCCUUCCAACGGGCUGAGUCGUGCGGUGAUCCUUCAGCGCGACUACGUGCUUAGCGCUCACCAAAGUAGGUCCCUUCAUGUGCUUAUGAGGUCGAGCAGUGGCGCGCAGAGCCCGAUGUGCCGCCACCGUGCGUACGCUUCCACGCCUGUGUUUGCAGGCGCUGUCACAGGAUGUGCGAUGGUAGGCGCGGUGGCCGGCAGCGACGUUGGGAUAUCUGCGCAGGGCCGUGACUGCUCUCGUGCCGCUCCUCAUGGUUCGCAUCUCCACUCAGGCGGUGACAAGGAGACCGCAGCAGCGGCGAUGAGAUCAGCGAACCCAGGCAACAUUGACACAGGCUCGCCCACUUCCUCAACAGCGGCAACGGCCUCCUCGUUAUAUCUGACGUCUUUGACGACACCUCUGUGUGACGCCGGCGGCGGUGGUGCAGCAAUGACUCAUCAGUCCGCUGCGCAGCAGCGUAGCGGCCCGUUGCGCAGCUCCCUUGACGCAGCAGGGCCAGGCGGCUCUGCCUCGGCCGCGGCUGCGGCGUUGCAAGGGAUGGAGGAUGGGCCAGAGGGGCACGCUGCCAGCACCGCCGAGGCCGCGGUGGCCUCCGCGCCGCCGCCGAUCGACUUGAGGGGUUUCUGUCUCGCCGUGCGCCACAACGUGUUCGCCAACUACCGCACUCUGCCUGUGCACUGUGCGCAGCGGUUUUAUGAGCAGCUACCGGUGCGGUACCGCGCUGGUCUUGACGCAAUUUCGGCCGAGGUGCUUCAGCAGCAACAGCAGCGUGACCAGCGGCAGGGCAGCGCCGACGUGGUCAGCGCCAGCGAUGGGGCUGCCAAUAUUGCAGCAGCGACAAGCAUCGGCGGCGGAGGCACUGCGAGCGUGAGCCACCCUCGCAGCCGGCGCACGGAAGGGUCUUCGGCAGGCAUGCCAGCAGCUUCGCCAGGCGCCACAGGCCACGUCGCGGAGGGCUAUCAUGACCCCGUCACCUUCAUUGGCAUGGGCUACUACGGCACUGGGGGUCGUGGCGGUGGAUGGCCAACCACUAUGAACCUCUCUGGGAGCAUCGGUGCAACAUCGACGUCGACAACUCCGGCUGUGAGCCCCGGCUGGUUAAGCAGCGGUGGAAGCAUGCGCCCCGAUACGACAGUGUUUCCUUCGCUUCCCUUACGCGCCAUGGAAGAGCGAGCGGCAGCGGCGAUGGCGUUUCCUGGGUCGGCCACCACAAUCCCCACGGCACGAGACGCCGCUGCAGCGGGGCUGCCGGUCCCCUCACUGCCGUCGUCGUCACCGACGUCUGCGGUGACCACGACAUCGGCCACGGUGUACGACGCAGCCGCAGGGACAGGGCUUGUCUCCAGGGCGGCACUGCUGCAUCACGUCCAGCAUACCAUUCAAGCCUUCAUCGCGCGUGGGGAGCGGGAUGUGGCGCUGCACUAUAUCAUGGCCACCGCCCCCUACCGCUUCCCUGGCAUGACGGACAGUGACCGUGUACUAGCAUUCUUCAACCAGAUUCGCCUCUUCCUUCCGUCCCCGCGCUUUAGCAUUGUCAUGCUGGCGAUGGAGGCAUGGCGCUCCCUAUACCGACCGAGUGUCGGCGCAGGGGCAGCGGACUAUACGCACAUGACACACGAGCUUCUGGCGCUGAUAGAGACGUACCUCUGUUAUGGGCGCACGUACGCCGAGUACGUCUCAGGGCUGCUCAUGCUGCGAGCGGUGUUGGCGCUGGCCAUGGAAAACAGUACUCUGUACAAUCUCACGGCGGCGGUGCUGCUGCAGCACAGGUCUCUUCUGCAAGGCCGCUUGCCCACCUUCCUGCUCGCAGUUUGGCUGAUUCUGAUGGAAUUUUACACUAUUGACGACACCGUUCUGCCACCACGACGAGUGUUGCGCGACCUCGCCGCUAACGCCAUGCAAGAUCUCUUCACAGUCGCCCUGGAGCUGCACAUGGUGCUGCUCGUGCAGAACGUCAUUGCCAACGCUGUGAACAUCUUUUUCGCAGGCCCGCAGCCGCAACCGCAACUUUGUCUCUCUCCGCUAAUCCCCGUGUGGCCCGGUGAGGCCGCUGUUUCGCCGGAGGUGAGCCACCAUUCUGGUGCUAAGGUGAGCAACAACAGCAGUAGCAGCCUUCUCAAUCUCAACACCACGGCGACACUACAGCCGCCGCAUCGCUUGCCUGGAGCUGGUGCGGCCUCGGUGGCGACGACUGCUUGUGUCUCUGUCGACCCAACCGAGACCAGCCUAUCGGCGCUGCAAACGGUAGCUACCACAUCCGCAUCACCGGCUGUACGGACGCCAACGUUCUCCUACCGCACCACCGCAAAGUCGAUGUGGAGCUCUGUGAAGCGUGCUGCACGGCGCCUCGCCCAUUCAACAUUGGUGACGUCGCUGUCACCAGCGCUUGCCACUAUUGCGACUGUCGACGGCCGCCGCGACGCGGUUGAAGCUGCUGGGGCGACAUGCAAUGGACUCGGUGGUGCGUCGGGGGGGCCGUUUGCGCCACCCGCUUCGGAUCUCCCUGGAGGGACGGCGUCAGGGCGCCCCCUAGCCACGCACAGCCGCCCGUCGCCGCCUCUGCUGAUUGAAGUGGUCGACGACGUUUUCUGUGAGUCGAUGGAAACUGACUCGGUAGAGCACGCGGAGGCGGCUGUGCGCUUGAUGGGCAGUGGGUCGCAGCAUGUGCAGCUCUCAACAGCCUCGACAGCUGCUGGCUGUCACGGGCUCGCGCAGAGCAGCAGCUCACCCUCUUCCCAGAUUGCUCUCCAGGCCGCCGUCACGAUCGCUACCGCAGGCGGAGGUUGUGCUACCAUGUCGUCACCGUUGCACGCACUUAGGCAGCCCAGUGCAACCAGUUCACCACUGCUACAUCCGGCGUCGUGGGCGCAGCGUCGACACCAGCGACGCAACUUCAGCGCCGCAGCUGCCGCGGCCACGACGCUGGGGCUGGAGUCGCCGUCAGCGUUCAGCGACGUGCUGUGGGACGACGUUCCCCUCGAUGGCGCGAUACUCAGCCGGGACGCGCUCUGGACAUUACCGCUGGCGCGCGCUCUCCGUGCUGCUGGCCGGCCCCAGACGUUAGAGGCCACUGUGGCGGCGUCAACGCUCACUCUGGGAGCAUUUCUGUGUGCGUGGCGUAUUGCAGGUUUCUCAGAGGAAACGACUUCUGACCAAGUGGGGAGCCACGCAUUGCGGCAGUCGAACGCAACGACUACGGUGACUGAGGCCUCACUUAGCUUCAACCCCGCCGAGGCCUCCACCCUCCCAUCCGGCGUGGCACCCAUACCGCGCCACAUUGACCUCGCGUCGUGUGGAAUCGGACUGGGCGACGCUGACUCAUUCACCGAGGGUGUUGUUCUUCCACUCUUGACGCUGGAUAGCCUCGUCACGGUUGCGGACUCUGGCGUCCAGGCGGGUCGUCGAGACUCUCUUGCCGAGCCAGCCUCGCUGCCGCACCUGCCACCAGUGGCUGGUGGCUCGGCAGCGAUGCCAUGUGGUGUCAGCGCCGCCAGUGGAGCCAUUGGGGCCUCUACAGGUGAUCUGGACAAGUCGGUAUCGAUGUUGUCAGCGACGAUGGCUGCUCUCGCUACCCGCACCGGGGCGCCGCGGCGCCGAGGAAUGCUGCUGGCAUCAACCGCCACCGAUGCGGACCCCGAGUGGCAGAGUGUGGAGAGCGCUGCGACAAACGUCUUCGUACCUCCUGUGGCGGGUGUGGCGCCCUCUCUCUCGGUGGCCUCAGGUACCGCGACAAGGGCGGCAGGGGGUGAGGUUUCGACUGCCACUCCCGCUCUGGUUACCGACACGGCGACACUGCUUGCGGUGUCGCCGCUACUGGGGCCAAGAGCAGGGCCGUCACUCUAUGUGGGACAUGCUCCAUCAGCCACAGCUGCAGCGGGUGGCAGCGAUGGCGACCACACGAGUGCGGGUGGUGUGACACCACCAGGGGUGUCACGGGCUGCAUCCACCGCAGCACCAACACCGGACUCCGUCUUCUUUCAUGACAGUCACUGGAUGGGUGGAGGCCUGCAGGGCGCAGCCAGCCUUGCGGCGUCAGCGACGGCAUCAAGACGCCAGAGCGGACUCCCCACUACCAUGCCGACGCCGACAACGGAGUCGUGCAGGCCACGUGUUUCCCCUACAGCCGCGGCGGACAUUAGCGCCACUGACCGUUCGGACCCACUGGUGGGCGCGCGCGGUUGUGACAAUACGCCGCUGGUCCCGAUGGCAGCACCGACGCCUGCUGUAUCUUCUGGUACGGCGAAUGUUCAGCUGUACGCGGAAGGAGCAGCCGCGCAGACGCCGUCUCUCGAUUUUUUCUUGCCCUCUCGGGUCGCGGCACGAGUGUUGGAGCGCUGUGUGCGUCCAUGCUGGGACGCCGCAGGCUCUACCGCACUGUCGUCGACACCAGACGGUGCGAGGGGGGCAACGAGGCACACAGGCUCCGUGGCAGUAAGCAAGGAAACAGAAGUCCUCCUCACCAGCGUGGUGCCACUCCUAUCGCAGUACUACGUGGGCGCGCUCUCCGCCAGCGUUGUGACGGUGGCGACGCAAGUGCUCGUGAACCGUGCCAUCCAAGCAGUAAAGUCCUUGUCGAAGGAAUUACUUGAUGGCAGCUACCGCCUCGGGGCCAAUAGUCAUGGCGGCGCACAUACAGAAGCGAUAUCGAACGCAAACUUAGGCACCCCUCCGCCCUCUUCCUCAGCAUCGCUCAAGUGUGACGUUGCCCCACGUUCAUUACCCAUCGGCGGCUCUCUCCAUGGCCCUGAGUUACCGCCAGCAUCGCCGCAGGUGGCAGCGUCAGCUGCUACCACUGCUGCUGUAGCCACCACACCUACUCCCUUAACGCCAUGUGCCUCGCCUUUUUCGGCAUGGCAGGCAGAGGAUAGCGCCCGCAUGGACGGAACAGAGUUGCUGAACGCAGUUCUUUUCACAACCACCGUGGCGGGGCGCUAUCCUGCUGUGUACGAGCGUAUCGUACGCCAGAGGCUUUACCCAUUACUCCACCGUACAUUGCUGCUGCAUAACUCCGCCGUCGAGGAGCCUCAGCUGUGGCUUUCCAUGCCCCUCUCCUCCGCAGCGGUGGGAGCGUACUUCAACGGCGGUGCCCGAGCGGCUGCAGUGCAGUCCCUGGUACCGCAGCGCCAGCGGUCUAGUUCGCUGCCCUUAUCUCCUGUCGCUACCGCUGCUGUGGAGGACGAGGCCAUUAUCCAGCGAAUGCGUCUGAUCACCGCCCGAUCCAUGUAUCAGCGCCUCGCAAUGCCGGCGCUAGUUCUCCUUUCGCACAACAUGCCCGAUGAUGCGUGUGCACGGCGGUGCUACCCACUGGUGUUGCGGCUGGCGCAGCUGGGACUGCGACGACCCUUCUCGAUGGCAUCCGUCACUACAGCAUUGUGCAUCUGUGCUGUGUACCCGCCCCUCUCCCGCGUGUGCCAGUCCGAGCUGGCGCGGGCCAUGGCCGUCGUGCUGACAGCCCCAGACGACGGGCUCAGUGACGGAGACAACGACUGUGCCGACAACGCCACGGCGAGAACGGCGUCGCGGGAGACAGAGGCGGGUGGUGUAAGGCAGGCUCAUUACUCUCGUCGAGGACCACCGCAAGCUCAGCCCGAAGAGGUCCAGCGAGGGACUCGCGAGGAGGGGGUCGUUACGAGCAAGCCAGUUGAGGCGACUCGGGGUGCAGCGCAGUCGCCUACAUCUCUCCCAGUAUCUGCAGCAGCAGCAGCGUCUCAAGGAUUGCUACCCUGCCUCUCCUCGCGUCGCGCCGCCGGGGGAGCGGCCCAUCCGAUGUGGAGGAGUCCGAUGAACUUCCAACUCUUCUUCCCUUUCUCUUCAACGAAUGUAGGGCAACUGCGCCUCCCUGCGGCGUCGGUGCGAGCUGCACGGCGCCGGCAGGCAGUGCAGACGCGCCUCAUCAAGUACCACUGCUUCCGUGCGAUGAGUCUUUUUUCCAGCAGCUGGGAGGGCACCACCCUCUUCUUCCUGGAGGUGUGCCUUCCGUACCUGCGGCACCCAGAUGCGCAGCUGCGGCUGGCGUGUAUGCAGUGCUGCAUGCGCUGGUUGCUGUCGGACUGCUGGCGCUCGCCGAACCAGGCAGUGCUGCAUCACCACGCCGCCACGCCGGCCGUCAGCGCGGGCGAUACUGCUGCAGCUCCGUCGACAGCACUGACGUCGUACCGCGGAAGCGUGUCGGCUGCCGUCACUCGUGCUGCAGUACGUGACCCGCGCACUACCGCAAGCGGUGGGGGCGUCGCCAAGGGUUGUGUACACGGGGCAGCCGCGCUGCAGUGUCUCACAACCCUUAGCGCGCCGGCUGUGACACAGACAGGACAGGCCUGCAAGCCCUAUCAUGCGCUGCCUUCUCAGACAGCAGCGGGCCUUUGGAGUGGCAGCCCGUCGACGUUGGACGAGGGAGCGGCGGCGGUGGCAGCCCCCAUUGCCACAACGCGAGCGCUAACGAUGUCAAUGGGCACUGUGCAGCAUCAUGGACGCACACACGUGAACGCUCUGCGAGAGGUGGUGCACCACUUGGUGGAGCUCGCUGUGUGCGAUCCGGAGCCGCUCAUCCGGAAGUGUGCCCUUGAGAGUCUCUCGCCGGAGACUUAUCCUCUCCUCUAUCCCCACGAGCCCUUCGUGCAUCAGCUGUUCGUUGUGCUGUGGGAUGGCUACAUGCCCAAUCGAAGCAAAGCGGCCCAGCUGCUCUGCGCCCUGGCGCCGCUGAACCCGCCCUCUAUCUUUCCCCGCCUUCGCCAGGUGCUGAUCCAAUACACCGAUGACUUGACGAGUAGCAUUGCGCGGUUGGCAGCUCCUUCCACGCGUGCAAAGCCAGCCGUGGCGCCCCUGCAGACAACCCCAUCCGGGUUCAUCCAUGAGGACGCGCUCUUCGUGUUAUCUCAGGUUUCCUCCCGGAUGAAGCAGUCAACGCAUCUCUACUUGCCGCAGCUGCUGUCGAUCGUGUCGUCGGUGCUGCGCAGUGCGUCGUCACCGCGCGGAUCGGUGUUGCGGGCGUUGCAUUUCCUCGUCGCCUUGCGUGAGGACAGCACCGAGGAGCAGUCAGCGCUCUUUUCUCCCUUUUUCGACCUCGUUGCGCAGCAGCUGAUCGACAGCGACGGCGACACCGCACGGCUGCUGGCGACGGUGGCAGCACUGCAGAGCCUGCUGCAGCAGUUCACCGGCUCAGCGCGCUGCUCGUCACAAAUCCUACCGAAGGUGGUGGAGUACCUGCACUCGCUGCUGUAUCGCAAGCCAUCUGUUAUGAAGGAGUUCACCAUGGCUGUGCUGCAGCUUCUAGGCACAAUCAGCGGCAUUGAGCCCUGGGACGCGGAUGCGGCGCCGCGCGCACCAGCGCUACUGCGACGACCGCAGAACCGUUACGCCUUACCACCGCUCUCCUCGUCGACUGGUGUGCUGGGUUGUGGCCGAGCCGCCCGCUCACAGUGGCUCGACAGAGACGAGAGGGCCGACAGCGCUGCCGAGGCGCUCGCGCAGCUGCAGAAGGCCGACCGCUUUGCACCGUUCACGGCGCAGGUGUGGUGCGACGCGGUUCUGCGGGCGCUACUGUGCACUGUCUCUGCAUACGUGAAUGGGACGAUGAGCCAGACACAAGGAGGCCUGUGCGCGUGUCUGGCCACCAUCAUGAAUAUCUUGACAAACACCGUGGCCAUUCACCAUCUCGAGCUCUACCUGCCGACGGUGCUGACGCUUGUAAUCGACCUCCUCGAGAAGCAGCAGACGCGGUCGCGCGACAUCGAGACAGCGUAUGGCGUGCCGGCGCACAAACCUCAUUCGAGCAUCGCCACCGGAACGGACCGCGGGGAGGGUGCGGCGACGGCAGUGUGGCUCACGGAGGCAGCGCAGAUCAGCGACUCCUCUGAGGCGAUACGGCUGCUCUUCUUGCGGAGCCUGUUCGACCUGGUCCUUGUCGCCGGCCGCCGCAUUGGUCCGAUGUACCCGCUGCUAAAUGUGUUUCUACGCCGCAGCUGGAAGACGAUGUCGCCGCGCAGCCUUGUACAGUGCUGUGAGGUGCUUGAUGCCCUGUGUUGGGCAGUGCCGGACUUGCUGCGCGAUGACUGCGACGUGUGGAUCCCAUCGCUGCUAGAGGCGCUGAUUCAGUACGACACGCUGGUGGUGACGCAUGGCCACGCCCAUGAGGGGCCUCCAGACAAUGCGCCGGCUGCCGCUAAUGCAUUGAAUGGUGCUAUGGGAAGCAGCGCAGCCGCCGGAGCCGCUGUUACUCCUACAGAGGGUGGGGCAGAGGCCCCAGCAGCUCUGGCCAACCCAUCGCAGAACUUCUCGGCGUCGGCGAGCUGUACGAACCCUGUGCGACAUGGGAGCGUCGCUACUGAUGCAAACGAUAGUACCAGCCCACUGAAGAGGCUCACACCACCGCCAUUGCUGCACAACGUGGUAGCUGUUAAUGGUGACGAGUCGGCACCGUGGGGUCAGCAGCUGAAGCUCGUCUAUCGAGCCUUGACCCUGUGCCUCACAUCGUUGCAGCCACUUGUGCCACAGCUGGUGAAACGGCUCGUGGCGCUGAGUUUGUCGGAGUGCCUGAAGUCGUCGCACGUGCCGCGCCGCGACGCGGUGCGGCACACCGCAGCGCCGACGGCAACAGCCGCUCCAACGGAUAGCCGCACAGGGCAGUGCAGCGGCUUAGACGCUGAGCACAGCGCCACGCUCGCUGCAUCGACGUUCUCCCCGUUGCACAGCUUUUGGCCAGCCACGGGUAUCACCCCGGCGUCGGGUGUUUUUGAUCUUAUGGCGGACCCGCACGAGGAGCUGAUCUCCUUCGUGAACGCGUGUGUCUGCACACCGCUGCUCGAAUAUAUGGUGCACAGUAACCUCUCCACCAUCUCCAUGAAGCUCGUCAAAAACUUGCUCGCACGCCUGGAGUCACUGAGCGCCGUCCACGAGGAGGCGCUGCUGCGGUUAUGGGGCGCCAUGGGCCGGCACUCCGCGUCGCUGCUGUCGCAAACCGAUGGCAGCAGCGGCCUGUCCGGGCUGCCCGAUUUAACGAGCGGCACUGCUGCCUGUCCGGAUGGCGGGGUUUGCUCGCUAGCUGCGCCGGCGCGCGCGCAGCUGGAGGUGAAGUUACGCGAGGUGCGAGAGCAGCUACAUGUGCAGCGAGCUCGGCAGCACGAGGAGGAUAGCGGCUCGGCGAACAUCAGUGGCUGCAGUGCUGGUGUCUUCCCCUCGCUGACCGCCUUUUACGCAGUGCCGCGAUCGGCAAGCGAGGCGCUGUGGUUCAACAACGCUGCUCUCAGUCGCAUGUGGGUUCAAAGCGCCGACCGUGCGGUGACGGUGCGGCGCUACUUUCCGUUCGACGCGGUGCACACCUCCUGGGAAACCGAGGGGGAAGUACAGCUUCUGGGGUGCUUGCUUGUGUCGGCUGCGUGGCACCACCCACCGUCGACGACUGCGUUCGCGACGACGUUGCACACGUACUUUGCGCAGCGCUUUGGUCCUGACAGCGUUGCCGUGGCGUACGUGCGCUGUAUCUGCUCUAGCUACUACGACCUCUGCAUGCCACUCACAUCUGAGCAUGGUGAGGGGAUGGCGGUUAAAUGGGCUCUGCAGCAGCAGCAGCAGCAGCGAGUUGCAAUCACAAGCUCUGGCAGUGAUGUUGGUACCGAAAGCGACAACUCGCCCACCGCUGCGACACAGUCGACUAUGAUGUCCGGACCGGGGCUCUAUAAUGCCGUUGGCCAAGUUACGCAAGCGGGCAGUACCGACGCCAUUCUCCGUCACCGGUGCUCUCCCCUCACCCAAACAGCUGCGGCAAUGACGCCUGGGGAAAAGAGCGCCGCUACCCCGCCGAGUGGUGGUGCCGUGUUGUCGGGAUCGUUUGGCAUAGGUCGCAGGCGCGUCGUCAGUUCGGAGAACAUACCGGCUCUUACCAUCGGGGAAGAAAGAGGUGCAUUAAUGCCCUCCGUCGCUGCGAUGGCCUUCGCUGGUGCCUCACGUACGCACGUGACGGUUCGAGGGGCUCAAAGCAGCAGCGCAGCAGCCUUGCCCGGCUCGAUCCCGGCCAACACCUUUACCUCGUGCGGAGACAACUCGAUCAACAUCGCGUUAGGGCGCCCCAUGACGGCGUAUCCGAGCAUGGACCACCUCGACAGCAGCAGCGAUGGACCACGGUCAGCUGAGAUGAACACGACGGUGGGCUUCUCAGACCACGAUGAGGAUCCAGACGACAACGGGCGAAUGUGGACUCAUUCGCACUCUAGACGCCUCACGAGAAGCAGCAAUGGUAGCACGAUGCCACACUGGCCGCACGCCAGCUAUCAGCUGCAGCCGCAGGCGCAGUACCCGUUGCCGAUUGGGACGGCCUCCUCGACGCCCUUUUGUGGCCCGAACUCCCUCCCUCGCACCGUUACGGCACGCAGCACCAAUGGGGCAGAGACGUCGCCGUUGACGUUGCAUGACCCCAGCCCCAUGACGAUCACCCUGCCCAUCCCCGUCGAGAUGGGAGGCGGCGGUGCCUCAUUCGACAACUACGUGAAUACCUCGGUACCCGCGGGUGCGCCUGCCCUCCGCAGCGGAAGCGGCAGUGGCUCCUCGUUCUACCCUGGGAGCUUCUUCGCAAGCGCCGUUGUCGCGGAGGGACGGGCUAGCGGCGACGACAGCAGACAUAGUGACGUCAUGAACUGCAGUCCUCACCGCCACCAUCCACACGCCUCGCUGGACGCGGGUGGCGGAGGGUCAUCAGUAGACAUGGAGGUGGCCUACUGGCGUGGCAGCAACGAGGCGAUGCUGCCUACCCACACGCCGGUAGGCAGCGGCACUGGAGUGAGGCUUACAACCCCCAUAUAUCGAUACUUUCAGCUUCCCCAUCCGCAGUCGUUUCCGGCAGGACAGUCGUACUACCCCCGUCCCAUCAGCAGCGGCACCUUGCCGAGUGUGACCCUUGGUCAGCAGCCAGCAGCUUCACCGUCAGUCAGUGCGGGGAUGCUUACGGUGGGUUCUUUCACCGCCGCCUCGAUCGGCCACCGCAGGAGCUUGCUCGGACUUUCUGCUUCGGUCUUCGGCUCUGCCGGUAGCGCUGGUGGAGGGGCAUCUGGAGCGGCUGGCGGGCCCGGCGGGAUGCCGCCACGAUGGCGCUUCGCGUCAAUCGCAGCGUCUGUCAGUACCAACGAUAGGGCGUCUCCGAACAGCUCUACGAUGCCGCCGUCUGCUGGUGGUGGUGGUGCUGCCGGUGCCGCUCUCCAUCCUUUCGCUGUUCUUUCCAAUGAUGUCACAGCGGUGCCGCCGCCGCCGCCGAGGCCGAAGCCUCUCUCGCCUCUCUUUUUGGAGGCGGGUGGCACAUCGGCUGUGGCUCUACCAGUUGCAACCGGCGCGGCGCGUUCGACGCCGCCCAUGGCUAGGCACCCGCCACCGCUGAACACAGAGGUGUGCUUCACAGCAACCGCGCAGUCGUCUUCUGCGACUACGCACAUGAGCCGUGACGCCCCGACCUAUCCGUUUGCCGAGGCUGUUUCUGAUAAGGUCAGGAAAGAAGCGACCGCAGCAGCGACGUCCCCGUGCGUGGCGAGUGGGAUGUCGGAAGCAUGUGUGGCUAUCGCGUCAGCGCACGAGGCUGGCGAGGUGGCGCACCACAACUCACUCAUUGCGUACUUUGAGCUUCAUCGAUAUCUUUCCGGACACGAGUGGCGCUCGUGGUGGGAGCAGUUCUGUCUCUACAUGCUGCAGUGCAGUUCAGACUACUGCAUUCAAGCCUGUGAACCCUUUGCGCGCGAGCACCACACCGCCUUCUAUUCGGAGCUGCUACCCUUGGCUCUCUUGUCCACGCUCCCGUCCUGCACUGUGGCGGAGCUCGUCGGGUGGCUUCGGGCGCUGCGCGACUUCUAUGCCUUCCACACCGACCCGCGCGCACCUGUACCGCAGCAGGUCGCCACCGGGGUGGCCCGUAUGGCGCACGACCUCCGUCUCUACCACCACACAUUUUUUCCGCCAGGGGUGGUGUCGCGGGUCGUGGACGUCUGGCUGCCGGACAGUGUCGUGGCGGAGCUUGCCAAUCGCUCCCUCAACCCCCCACUGCGCAUCCUGUACCUGGAGCAGGACUUAGCCCGCUCCUUCUCCUGGGGAUGUGCGGCGCUGCUCAUGGUGUCUGCCGAUGACUUGGCCAGCGCGGCGGAGCAGACGCUAUUCGUGCAAGACCCGCGCUUCCAGCGGUGGCUCAGUGAGGUGGCGGCGACGACCUCAGAGUCGCGGAGCAGGGGCACAGCGGCAGUUGGGCUACCAGGACGGCGACAUCACAGCUGCAAGACUGCGAGGUCUGCGGCAGCGGUUGCUAAGUCGCCCUUGUCGUCGGCCAUUGACAUCCUGCCUCCGUCGGCGCUGGAGCUGCUUGGCUUCCACCGCGCAGCCGCACUCCAGUAUGUGCGGUUGUACGAGGAGCAGCAGACGAGCGAGCACUGUGACAGUCACCGCGGCGCGGUAGCAAAAGGGGACGAAGCCGCGGAGGGUACGCCAGCGCUAGCGUCGAAGGGCAUGGCGACUCGUCACCACUCAAGCGCCGCUGCUGCUGGGUUGAUUGUCGGGGCAAUGCGUUGUCACAUCUGCCUGUUCGACUUCGAGGCGGUGCUGCGACUCUGGGAUGCCGCUAAGGGCAAGGGCGCUGCCGACACGGCCACAUCGAUGACGAGCUCGCCUCCGCCUGUAGUUACUUGCGGUGAGGGGUCCGACAGCGACAGCGGCUCAGCCGUGGUGCGAGAUGGCGCCAAACGGAUUAGCUCAUGUGUGCUGAGUUCUAUGACAGCGCAGUAUGCAGUGAUGUCAGCCCAGGCUCUUUCUCGCUGGGACUACGUUCAGGAAGCCGCCUACUACGCCUUUGGCCGCGGUAGCGGUGGUGGCCUUCCCUGGCCCACCGGUGCGCCACACGCUGCGCAGGGACACCAGCACAAGUCGUGCGGGUCUGCAACACAUUCUGGCGUGACGGCACGCGACCAGAGGCCGCCGCAGCCGCCAGGAAGCCCUCGAGGGUGGUCUGAGGAUGUGGGGGAGGAAGGGCACCCCCAGGGAUCACCGGACGACAGCCUCUUGUUCGACUUACCGUCUGCCCCUGGCGGCACGGUCGCGCUCCGAGCGGCAGAUUACACCCGUGAGUCGCUCCUGCAGAGGCAGAUGGAGGUGUUCGUUGGCGCAGCGCUCGUGGCGGCGCACGAUUACGACGGCGCAAGACGGGCCUUGGCUGCCGUCCGCGACGGCUUACGCGACUCCUACGCUGUCUUCCACACCGAUAACGAUCGCGUGAAGCUCGAGUGGAGCAGCAUCUUCCAACAGCUAUCCGACCUGGAGGAAGGCAUGCACGCGCUGGAGCAGGUGCCGGCAGCUCAGGAGGGGAUGGCUACCGUUUCAGCAAGCUCAGAGACCGGUAACACAUCUGCGGCGUGGCUCGGCUCGGGAUCGCCAGCUCUGGAUCGCGAGAUCAACGGUAAGCUCUUUCCCGAGGCGACGGUGCGGCGUCUGCGCAACAUCGCGUGCAGGCCUGUUUCGGACACCACCACGAUUCUGCAGCGCUUUAUGAUCAUCGCCGUCCGCAGCGCCAUCGCCCCUGUUACCUGGCAGCUUGACAACGUCCUCGCCUUGGGGGAGCGACUCGAGAAAGCGGGUCAACCCAUGCGCGCUGUGCAAGUCCUGCACCACUACGCUAGUCUACCUACCGUCGCCAUGUCCUUCACGGCCGCGGCGGUGGAGUUCAAGCAGCAACUAAAUCUGGAGAUGCUGCGCCGCCUGAUUCGCAACUUACCUGGCGAGAAGGACCUACGCGAAGUGUAUGCCUGCGUGCAGACAGUGCUGCGACACGACUUGUGGCUGACACGUCGCGCCGCCAUGCGGCGGGUGAGUGUGGUACCGCCCACCUCCCCAUUUUUAGCGUCAUGGUGCGCCACAGAUGCGUUCUUGUCGCCGCUGCGAACUCAGCUUGAGAUGGAUAGUGCCAUGCUCACUGUACCGGAGCUCGGUGCGUCGCUGACGCAUUACCAGGUGGAUUUACUGCUGCUAAAUAUGGCAUGCCGGCGUCGCCUGACCCAAGUGCUGUUGCAUCGCGCGCAGCUCCCACACCGGCCCUCAGUGGCUAUUGUCAAUUCGGCCAUGUCAGACACGGUAUGGCACUCCACCAACACGCUCGCUUUCCCCAUCGGUGUUGGUAGGCCCCCUCGAUGCAACAAAGCGGAUAUCAUCGAGAGCGAGAAGGUCGUUGACGUGGAGUUCCAUUCCCCAGCAAGCUUGUCCAUGACGCACAAGCUUAGCGACUUUCCAGCGACGGCUGCGCCUUCGUUGUCUGACCGGAGUGGCAGUGCUUCCGCAGCAGCAACGGGCCGCACCAGCGACGAUGCGAGCUGCCCCCACGAUUCCGCAGAGAGCCCGUGUGUAGGCAGAAGAGGUACUCCACAGGUGCGGGAGCGACGCGCUAAGAGUGUGGAGGCAGCGACUACCCCAAUGGAGGAGACAGCGGAGAAGGAGGAAAGCUACCUGUUGCCAGAAAGCCUGGCAGGGAGGACUGCGCUGUUUGCCGAGUACUACCUGCUCGAGCACGCUGUCGCAGUCACCCACUACGUGCCAUCCGUAUGGAGGGAGUUUGGGCUUGUCUUGUUUGACAUCUGUCUGGCUAUUCACGCUGAGUGGAAGUCGACGGGGGACGAGGAGACAAAACAGAACUUUCUGAUGCAGUCCGCUAAGGCAAUUCAUGGCUUACAGUUUGCAGCGCAGCUCUGGCGUAGUCGAUCAGAGUCGGUCUUCAGCCGCGGUAUCGGCCCCUUCCCCUCCACAAUGCUGCGUCGCCACGGGCACGCCCGGACGGCGUUGCCAUCGACCCACUUGCUCUUAAAGGCGCUGCACCUGGCAGUCAUGUGCGAGGUCAUUGUACAGGACGACGCGAGGGCUGCCGCAGCGAGUGCAAAAGCCGCAACAAAUGUGGCAGCCAAAACGGCGGCGGUGCCUUCAAGUCUGUCGCUCUUUUCUUUGCCUCCAUCCUCGUCAGCGACACGGUCGUCCUCGAUGAGUGCCGGCAGCACGACUGUGAAGGACGCAGCGGAGGGGAAGGCGGAGGAUGGCACAGGAGGCGACGGCGGCGGCACCAUUAGCUCAUCCACUACUUCCUGGUCCUUGUCUACGAGUCAGCGCACAGAGAAGCUUCAAGCAGGCAUGUGUGAUGCGGAGGGGAUGGACACGGAGACCAGUAGGGACCUGAGGGCCACCAAGAAGAGUUUCAACACAUCAGAACGGUCUUCUCCAGAGUUAGCUGCGCAGCCACAGUCGACAGCUGCUGUCGCCGUGACCCAACAACAGCAGGGUGGCUUUGCCUGCCUGGACUUCUCCCCUGCCUCGUACGUGCAGUGGGCCGCCGUCUCCCCGUUCCUGCUCGCAGCCGCUACUCAUCACCGCAGCCUGUACGAGGCGGUUCGAGACAUGUGCGUGCAGUCGCGCGACAUGCUGCGCCAGCUGGUGUUUCCACUCAUCGCAAUGUUCGAGCACGGAUGUGAGGCCAUGCUCGCGCAGCAAGUCAGCCAACCGUGCAGUGACCGAGUCACCACUAAUGAAGAGGCGCCUACGAGAACGGUAGCGAUGGCGACAGUUUCGAGCCGGCUCCCCUGCGCCUUUGCUGGCUCUGUGAGUGAAGGACAGGAGGGUGAGCGACAGGAGCAGUGGGGAGGAUUUAACGCUUCUUCACGAGUGUUGGAGAGCGAGAGCGACGACAAGCGAGUCAGUGGCGUCGGCUGCACCACCUUCACUGAUGCGUCGUCGCUGAUGGACCACCCAGGGGAGGCGAGGAGUGACGCCAGCGAUCCCAGUCUGAUCGCGAUGCGCGCGGCAUCGACUUCGGUGAUGGAUGUGGCCGACAGACGGCACAAGGGGAAGCAUAGAGUUGUCGGCAGGGCUUUGUCAACCCCGUUGCUGCCCCUCCAUCCCGCUACCCCCGAUGCAGACACGACCCCGCUCGGUGGCCCAACCCCGUCUUAUAGGGCGUUGGCGUCGGCGUCGCACCACCUUGUGUCUCCACUGGUGCGACCGCUUGAGGUGGAGGAGCGAAUGGUGCACUCGUCGCUACUUGCCGACGCGGCAGCCGCCAGUCCUGGCCAUCGGCGACUCAUCCAAGAGGCCUUGCAGAUGCGCAACUUUGUACAGGGGUCGUGGGAGGUGCUAACGGCGACACCACGAAGGCGCAGCUCGAUGGGGGCAGGGCCAGGGCAGGACAGUGCAGACGCUUUGUGGACGUCGUUGGGUGCUGCUGAGGGAGCACCGCCUUCAGCACAACGCGCUCGUGAGGAGGCGAGUGAUGGAGGUACUUUGCAUAGAACCGCCAGUCGCAAAGGCGCUGCCUCGGGAUGCAUUACAAUCGAUGGCACGACUGGCACGCAUGGAGAGAUGGAGCUGCUCUUGGACGGUUUCUGCCCCUUGCCUGUGCCAUUGUGGCUGCUUCCCAGCGUGUUUGGAGUGGGGUUGAUGUCAGGGGACACUGGUGGCAGCAGUACACACAACAACACCAGUGGAGAUGAGGGUGUAAGUGACGGAAAAGUCUACUCCAGCGGUGUCAGCGCCGGACCAGAUGCGGCGGCUCGAGGCCGCCCGCACAGCGGGCAAUCGGCCGAGCUGAAUGCGCCUGCUGCCGCUGCACCUGUCACACAGACGGCCGGAUACCGCGGGAUGCAAGGGGUCGAUGGUAGCAGUGGAGAGGCAGCCCUGCCUCGGUCGUCUGCGACCGGCCUGCCAGCUUCAGCUGCAACUGCCCACGGCCAGCGUGCCGCGCGUAGCACCGCUACGUUCGCCGUCAACUUUGCACCUGCGACGGUGCCCACCAUAAUGUAUGCACGGAGGUACGCUGUCCCGCAGCCGGCCCCCCAUUGCCCAUACGAGGAGGUCAUCUUUGUGGUGCUGUCGGACGGCUUGGUGUGCCGCUUCCGCCAUGCAGCCCCAGCGACGAUUACUAAUAUUGGAGAGGUACACGAGUGUGACACGUCAUGUGGCGCAGCGGACUUGGCUGGUGUGCCGCUAGGUCAAUUGGGGAGAAGCGGUGCUGCUUCGACUGACGCUGCUGCGAGCGAUGUCCUCACACCCAGUGCACACACUGGGGCAGGCCGGUACGUGCUUCCCGACGCCUUGAUGGAGCAGGUCGUCUCCUUACUCCUCGGUCACCUUCCCUUGACACAUCUCCAGCGACCGUUUGUGUUGCCGCUCGCGGUGCAGGAUUGCAUGACGAUGCUGCCAGAGCACGGAACGUUGCCGCUUAUCCUCGGAGCCGCGACAGCUGCGGCAGUGCGGUCGGAUGACCCACAGGGGUGGCGGCAUGACAUGGCGCUGCUACUCGCCCAGCCGUCUGACGCAACUCGUACGCCGCCGUCACUGUACCACCUCAUGGACGACUACACAGUCCACCUCCGCGUGCGGGAGAUGGCUCUGGCAGCGCAGGAGGCUGCGGAGGCCUACCCCGCGCUCGAUAUGGACGCAAUUCGGAUUGCCGCAGAGACGGGCCGGCGCCCCGGCGUGUCGGCAGACAGUACCUACCCGUUCAACUGGGCCUACGGGUAUCCGGUGAGCGCCCCCCUGACUGACGAGGCGGCGUCCGCACUGACGAACUCACACACGUACUGCGACCUCGUGCAACGGCGCCGCCUGAAUGAGGAGCGCUUUGACCAGCUUGUCGCCGCGGCCUACGAUGACGGCUUCGUUGGGCCACUCAUCGUGUUUCUUCAAGACAUGCUCGCCGCCCGACCGCCUCCGCCGCCCCCGCCUGCUCCAGCGGCACAAACUGAGGAGGUGUCGCAAUCCAUCACCUCGGCGGGCACUGCGGCGACGACGACAUCCGCUUUUUCGGCCUCCUCGCUCGCACCAGCGCCUCAGCCUUUCCGUUCGCCAGAGGAGACAUUCUCGCUGCAGCAGCGUCUCUACGCGUAUGCGGCUAUGCUGCCUCGCCCAGAGGCGCACUUGCGCAGUCUCCUGGCAGCUGUUUUAGCAGCUGUCGCAGUCAGCGAGGAUACCUUGACGAAUACAUCAUUGCCACCCUCGCCUUCGUCAUCGUCGUCGCCUGCAGGGGUGUCUGUCUUCAACCGGAAGAAGCAUCACUCUGGUCACCGACUGGCCGGCACUGCCACGCCUGCUACUCACGUCUCGGCACGUGGCUUGCAGGAAUGUCGGCUCGCUCUCUUCCGCUUAGAGAGCGCUCGUUGUAGGCUCGCCUUGAAUGAUGCGUUUAGCGCCGACAGCAGCAACGCCAGCCACUGGCUCGAGGCGCGCCGCACGUAUGCGAAAGAGCUGUCCGAGUGGAGUGUGAUUGAGUACCUCCUGGACAUACACACCCGCGAAUGUGGCACGGUGCUUGUGAACACUUACAAUGGUCAUGUGGCGGUACACGCCCUGGGGCGGUACUGCCUUCAGCCGCCGCCACGGCAGAGUCGCGUUGUAUGCGCAAAACAAGCACCGACAUAUGCGGCUCACAUCGCCCCUCUUGUCGCGAGCCCGUUCCCGACGCAUGACGCAACGCUGUUCCGCUUGACCCCGGUGUUGGUGGCUGGCCUCCCCUUGCAGAGUCCCCACGCCGCUUUCCAGCACCACGCCAGCUCCGUACUCUACGAAAUAUUUCAGUACGUGCGGGAUUUGACUGGCAUUUCCACCUACGGGGUCGACCCCGUGACGGCGUUAGCGCAUGCCGUGCCUUCGUCACCGUCGCACACCUCCUCGACCGGCGCGUCACUCUCGCCAUGUACACCUACAGACUUCUCGACUACCGCGAGCGGUGACGUCAGCGCUGCUCUGCCGAGUCGUUAUGCGGGACUUCGACCAGAGAGCGGUUCUGCAUGUGCAUCGGGAUCGGCGAACGCCGGUGUCACCACGGAAGGCGCCGCGAAGCGGAGCGCUGCCACCACGCUACGACGCGCCAACGCAAAGGCCGCUGUUGCACCGGAAAGCAAGCAGCACGAGGCCCCGCCGCCACUCGAGUCACUGGUCCGUGUCCCCACCACCGCAGCCUCCACCGCACCCUCUUCCGCCUUCGGUGUCUCUCCUGUACGUGGAGCGGCGCAGCUUCGCCCAACUUCGCCGCUCGGCGAUGCCGCCGACACUGUAACGCUGCCUCCGCCGCCACACUGCUUUGACUCUAGCUCUUUCCGGUUGAAGCUAUCGUACGAUGCGCUGCUCAUCCUGCACGAAGAGUCCGAGCGCAGUGGGCGGGUAGCCAUGCUGAGCUUGUUACGCACCCAGCGGGAGGCUACGCAGGCGGAGUGGCUGCGCAUGGCACCAGCAACUCCGUACCAGGAUCGAGACAAAGAUAACGCUGUGGAGGCAGCGAUACCGGCCGCAAGCCACGACGCAGUGGGGGAAGGGACGGAGAGGAUUCCGGCGUCCGCUGCAUUCAAUACCGGUGACUGCAAUGACGACGAUGAUGACAGCGCUCCGCGCUUGGGGUCUGCAUUUGAGCUUGUUGCCACCAUGAUCGCGGCGGCCACGGAUGAGGAGCACCUGCUUGGGGUCGACAGUGUGUGCCCCCACACGUGGCAGCGGUGGGCACCGCAGUGGUAG
This is a messenger RNA of Leishmania braziliensis MHOM/BR/75/M2904, 19776 nucleotides long. RefSeq lists its product as hypothetical. Bases 1 to 19776 code for a protein of 6591 amino acids. The transcript has a single exon. The record is from RefSeq and is a predicted model, not a curated record. Lineage: Eukaryota; Euglenozoa; Kinetoplastea; Trypanosomatida; Trypanosomatidae.